This is a messenger RNA of Paramecium sonneborni, 429 nucleotides long. NCBI's taxonomy places the organism in Eukaryota, Ciliophora, Oligohymenophorea, Peniculida, Parameciidae. The record is from the annotation of a GenBank genome assembly.
AUGGAAAUGUAUAUUAUAUUUUACUUUUUUCUUAAAAAAAGAUUAUAUAAAACAAUUAACAUUUCCGCUACUGCUGUAUAGGAAGAGAUAUAAGUAGCUAAUAUUUUAGAAAAUUCUACAAUUUACUUGGACAUAACCUAAUUGAAUUUAUAGAAUGUAAUUAUUUAGAGAGAUCUAAAUUUACCAGAGUUUACAAUAAAGAAUUUUUUUAAUAAAUUAAUUUCAGGAGAAUCUAUAAAAUAAUUUGAUAUUUUUCAUCCUUCAAAUUCUUGUCUUUACUCUACAAAUGUGGAAGUUGUGAAAAUAUUGGCGAUAAUACUAUAAAUAGUUCUAAUAAGUUUAUGGACUAUGAUCUCUAUUUUAAUCUCUGUUAAAGGUAGUGUUGAAACUGCUAAUAAAAUUGAACAUGAACAUAAAUUAUUAAAAUGA